Molecule: messenger RNA, 3500 nt
Organism: Peromyscus eremicus (cactus mouse)
Lineage: Eukaryota; Metazoa; Chordata; Mammalia; Rodentia; Cricetidae
Gene: Prkn
Product: parkin RBR E3 ubiquitin protein ligase
Exons: 12
Coding region: 148-1545 (465 amino acids)
Biological process (GO): positive regulation of proteasomal ubiquitin-dependent protein catabolic process; autophagy of mitochondrion; ubiquitin-dependent protein catabolic process
Cellular component (GO): endoplasmic reticulum; ubiquitin ligase complex; cytoplasm
Molecular function (GO): ubiquitin protein ligase activity; ubiquitin conjugating enzyme binding; zinc ion binding
Source: RefSeq, a predicted model, not a curated record
GCACAUGCGCACUGAGCCUGCCGGGCGGCGCGGGGGCGGGGAGCCCUGGAUGACUAAACCUGAGAGAAACGCUGGUGGGAGGCUCGGGCGGGUGCCGGUGCCCGCGUAGGCCCUGCUCGCCCCGCAGCCACCACCCGCCCGGUGACCAUGAUAGUGUUUGUCAGGUUCAACUCCAGCCAUGGUUUCCCAGUGGAGGUCGAUUCUGACACCAGCAUCUUCCAGCUCAAGGAAGUGGUUGCUAAGCGACAGGGGGUUCCAGCUGACCAGCUGCAUGUGAUUUUUGCUGGGAAGGAGCUUCAGAAUGACCUGACAGUGCAGAGCUGUGACCUGGAACAGCAGAGCAUUGUUCACAUCGUACAGAGACCGUGGAGAAAAAAUCAUGAAACAAGUGCAUCUGGAGAGGACAAGCCCCACAGCAUCUCAGGGGGCUCUGUAUGGGAGUCCACGGGCUUGACAAGGGUGGACCUCAGCAGCCAUAUCCUGCCAGCAGACUCCGUGGGGCUGGCGGUCAUUCUGGACACAGGCAGCAGGAGUGAUUCAGAAGCAGCCAGAGGUCCAGCAGUUAAACCCACCUAUAACAGCUUUUAUGUCUACUGCAAAAACCCCUGCCACAGAGUCCAGCCUGGAAAGCUCCGAGUUCAAUGUGGCACCUGCAGACAAGCAACCCUCACCUUGGCCCAGGGUCCAUCUUGCUGGGAAGAUGUCUUAAUUCCAAACCGGAUGAGUGGCGAGUGCCAAUCUCCAGGCUGCCCUGGAACCAGAGCAGAAUUUUUCUUUAAAUGUGGAGCGCACCCAACCUCUGACAAGGAUACAUCAGUAGCUUUGAACCUGAUCACCAGUAACAGUCGCAGCAUUACCUGCAUAGCCUGCACAGACAUCAGGAGCCCCGUCCUGGUCUUCCAAUGUAACCACCGCCAUGUGAUCUGCUUGGACUGCUUCCACCUGUACUGUGUUACAAGACUCAACGAUCGGCAGUUUGUCCAUGACGCUCAGCUGGGCUACUCCCUGCCGUGUGUGGCUGGCUGUCCCAACUCCUUGAUUAAAGAGCUCCAUCACUUCAGGAUUCUUGGAGAAGAGCAGUACAAUAGGUACCAGCAGUAUGGCGCCGAGGAGUGUGUGCUGCAGAUGGGGGGCGUGCUGUGCCCCCGUCCUGGCUGCGGAGCUGGGCUGCUGCCUGAACAGGGCCAGAGGAAAGUCACCUGUGAAGGAGGCAACGGCCUGGGCUGUGGGUUCGUUUUCUGCCGGGACUGUAAGGAAACAUACCACGAAGGUGAAUGCAACUCGCUGUUUGAAGCCUCGGGGGCUACUUCUCAGGCCUACCGGGUGGACGAAAAGGCUGCUGAGCAAGCUCGCUGGGAGGAGGCCUCUAAGGAAACCAUCAAGAAAACCACUAAGCCUUGUCCUCGCUGCAAUGUGCCGGUCGAAAAAAACGGAGGAUGUAUGCACAUGAAGUGUCCUCAGCCCCAGUGCAGACUGGAGUGGUGCUGGAACUGCGGCUGUGAGUGGAACCGAGCCUGCAUGGGUGAUCACUGGUUCGACGUGUAGAGGGAUGUCAUUCAGGCACUACCCUGGGCCGCACCUCCUCAUGGGAAACACCUCGGCUCCUACUUUCUUAGCCAUUUCUUCUUCUCUGUGCAUAUAAGCACAUACCUGCACACGCACAAACACAGGCUGCAGAUUACAGAUGUAGCCACUAGAUCCUUUCCACGGCACCCACAGAAACCAGCAGCGCCCACUGGGUACCCAGCAAAAGGCACUUUCAGGCCUCUAGCUAAUGCAAAUAUCAGCGCUGGGAACAGAGUGCAGCCCCUCAUUUGGGAUUCUCCUCAUCCCAGCACAAAUCCAGCUGGCUCAUCACAUGGGCAGAGGUUUUCCAGGUUUAACUUCCUGCCUUCACCUUCGCUAAAUCCAUGUAGAAGCCAUGGGCGAAGCCAAAGACUUUCCAAGGCCGUUGCCGCGCUCUGUGUAAGUUAGGCUGUCGGAGCGCGCUUGAGAUUUGAGAAACAGUGUCCUCAUUCAGCAAUCACCUGUUCCCAGAGGGCCCUCCCCAGCAAUAGUCAAACAUGUUUAUCCCCGAGAAUCCUAUCUUUACAAAUGGUGCUGAUGAGAUGACAGCCCCACCGCACACACAUCAGCUUAUCAACCAAGUGAGAGACUGGGAAAGCUAAUUGGAAUGCCAGCUCUUUAAAUUACUGGGAGGGCAUCGAAGCUGAAUGUAUCUCCAUUCAUUUGAUUACCUGCAACUUUAGAAAGAAAUGUUUUUUCCCUGAAAAUAUUACAAAGUCUGUAAUUUGGUUUGAAGUAUUCAUGUUGCAGCCUGGAAGUUUGGCCCAGGCCCUUGGCUUCACUGUAAACUUAGUAGAGAAAGUGCCUAUAAAGGGGAUGUUCUUAGAAGCAAUCCCAUAAUGCUCUUCCAACACUAAGAGCAGUGCAGGUCAGGUUUAUAUUUACGGAAUAUUUAUAGAAGGAGCAUUUCUAGAUCAUCUAAAUGAAAACAUGCAUGACCCGUCCAUCAGAAGGGGAGACACCUCUGCAUACCUACCCCCUCCCCGGCUGUGAAGUCCCAGGGAACCCCACACACUCAGUGGUCCUACAGGCAGGGACUUUUGCGCAGGACAAUAAACACACGCUAGAAUAUUCUUCAGGUUCAUAUACAUCACAUUUGAAUGUUAAUUUUUCAAGAAUUUAUUUUUUCCUGUUUUGUUUUGUUUUUGAGGCACUCAAAACACAUAAAAACGUGUCCACUAGGUACUGUGAGCCACAUUUUCUAAACUGCACUGUGUGCAGGGGUGAGGUGUAGUCUCUGCCUUUCCCUUUCAUUUGCUUUUCUGAGUUCUCAGGAGGCUGAGCUGGUAGCUGAGGGUCUCACUGGCACAUGAGGUCCCUUGAGACUUCAGAGACCUGGGUCUUCUAAAAUCAAUUAGCAGCUGUAACCAAUAGAAACCCUCAAUGGUGGGGAAAGAGGCAGUGACCUCAGAAUUUUCCAGGUCACAUCCCAAGAACAUCUGCUCCCCCAUCCCAAGCAGCCUCACCCAACCUCACCGAGAAUGCUCCCCAGGAGCAUUCUGCCCUCCCCUUCCUCAGAGACACAAUGCUGGAACAAGAUGGUGGUGUGAGAGGGGACCACAACAACAUGAACAGCCCCAUUUAGCAUCAACUGUUAAAAUACAUCCACUCCUCCAUGCCCCAGGGCUUCGAGACCCAAGUCCAGAAGCCAAUAAUCUUAUAGAAAUAACGGUAAUGGUAUCUUUUAGCAUGAGGAAAGGUCAGCCGAUCUAAGCCCAGGUUUGCAUCCCAUUGGCCCAAGUCUCCACCCCAGCCAGGUCCUGAAUGAAUGUCAUAUGCUGACCCAAAAUGGCAAAGCCACCUGUCCUUCAACACCCAGGGCAUCAAUGUCACCCAUCACCAUUUCAUUUGUGACAUUGCUCUUACCACUGCCUCCUUCCACACGUGUGUGCUGCCAUGGGUUUGGGAAGCCAGGACAAUGUUUGCUCUUCAGC